CUAGAGAACCGUUGACAACAGUAAUAUUUUGUUUGUAACUACCAAGCUACUUCGGAUUAAAUGGUUGCAAUGCAGUCUCUUCUUGCAAAAAUGUUGUUAAUACUUGUUUUGUCCGUUGCCUCGUGGUCGUGCGUUGGGGCUGAAAAGGAUGUCAAGAUAAAAAGCGUGAAAACAGAUGUUUCCGAUGGUAAUUCGGCAGUUGAGUCUUGGACAACCAGUCUCUCGAACAAUCAGAUUGAUACGGAGAUCAAAGUUAAAGAAAAUUGUCCACCUAUGAUACAGGCCGAAAUAAGACUAAUCAAAGACGGAAUCAUAGUGAACAAGUUCGUGCAAAACAUGGACCAGCCAUUCGAGAUUGUGAAAAGUCAGAACUUAUGUAAUUCAGUCGACACCCAAGAACCUGAUGACAAAUCAUGUUCCGCAGUCGAGGGUGAGCAUAGACUUUCCGAAUGCGACUUGAGCUCGUGGUUCAGCGACUUGGACGAUGGCGAUUACACGGGCGAAUGCGACAUCAAAUCUAACAAUAAGAUAAUUAGUACCGCCACAAUGGAAGUGGAAGUUAGAGAAAAGUAAAGAUGAAGUAAACGUCGUCUUCCAAUAAAGACGUAUUAACGUCUACUUUCGUUCAUAAAAGUAGCAUGUAGCAUUGUUAAAGUAGUCCGUUAUAUUUUCAGUAAAUAAAAAACUUGGCAUAUG
This is a messenger RNA of Hylaeus anthracinus, 696 nucleotides long. RefSeq lists its product as uncharacterized. Lineage: Eukaryota; Metazoa; Arthropoda; Insecta; Hymenoptera; Colletidae. The record is from RefSeq and is a predicted model, not a curated record. The transcript is spliced from 4 exons. The coding region runs from base 61 to 573 and encodes 170 amino acids.